AUGAAGUAUUUGAGUUCUGAGGAUCACAAGUGUGUGAUCCACAAGGAGAAAAAGACAAAAUUCUGCGGUGAGAGCAGGACCCUCCUCUGUCAAUUGUGUUCUGACUCCCAGGAUCAUAGAGGUCACAGACACUGCACCAUUGAACUGCGUGUUACAAAGCAAAUGGACGUUAUGACCCUACGGAAGAAAAUGAUCAGGUCAGAGUAUAGAAAACUACAUCCACCCCAUGAUAAAGAAGCGAAUAAACAAAUGGAGUGGAUGAAAAGUCAAAGCAAUAGUAUUUCAGAGGAGCUCAUGAUAAGGGAAGCCCUGAUGGUCCACAAGAGGAGUCAACUAAUAAAAUUGUAUCAGGAGCUUAAGGCCAUGUACAAGAAGCCAUAUGAGGUGUUGCUGCUGCAGGAUUUGGUGUCAUUUGAGGAUGUCACUGUCACGUUCACCUGGGAGGAGUGGCAAAAUCUCAACAAUGCUCAGAAGAUGCUGUACAGGAGUGUGAUGCUGGAGAUGUAUAGUAGCUGGCUCUCACUGGGGCAAUGCAUCCCUAAACCUGAGUUGAUCUUCAAAUUGGAACAGGGAGAGGAGCCAUGGACAGCAGAAGAACCUGCAAACAAGACUCUGCCAGUCUUCUGCAGUGUGGAUGGCAUAAUUGAAACUAACCAGAAGAGUAGAGAGAGACAUUUGUGGCAAGUUACCUCCAACAGCCCAAAUAAAGUAACUGAGGAAGCAGAGGGAUUAGAAAACACUUUUUAUUUUUACUCCAUGAAUAUUUCAAGUUUUGUUGUAAGUAAUAGAAACUGUUCAGGAGUGAAGCCUGAGGAGUUGAAUGGAUAUCUGAAUACACAUCUCUCUUUGGAACCUCAUGGAUUGUGUGCUGGAGAGCAAUAUAAUGGCUGUUGUGUAGCAGGGAAAUCCAUCAGAUGUCCUGUGCAGUUGGGUCAGCAUUCUAAGAUUCUAACUGGACAGCAGGAAUUUGAAUAUAUUGGAGAAAGGAAAGAUACAAAGGAGGGAAAACUAUUGAAAAAAGUUACUCCAUCUAAGAGACUUCAAAUGGGACUGACUUCUUGUAAGCAUAAUGAGUGUGAGCAAGUUUCUGUUCAGUCAGAUGUCAUGGCUAAGAUAGGGAAGGCAACUUUCAGUAAGAAGUGUAACCUCACUAAACACCAAGCAACAAACUCAGUGAGAAAAUCUUGUAAAUACCUUGAAAGUAGGAAAACCUUUACCAGUGAAUUAGACCUUAUAGUAUAUCAGAGAACACAUAACCAGAAAAAAGACCAUAUAUGUAUCCAGUGUGAGAAACCUUUUAGCACUAAAUCUUCCCUUACUAUUCAUCAGAGAAUUCACACUGGAGAAAAGCCCUAUGGAUGUAGUGAAUGUGGUAAAACCUUCAGACAAAAGUCAGCUCUCAUUGUACAUGAGAGAUCUCACACCGGAGAGAAACCCUUUGAAUGCUAUGAGUGUGGUAAAGCCUUCCAACAUAAGUGGUACCUCAAAACGCACCAGAGAACUCAUACUGAGGAGAAACCAUACGAGUGUAAAGAAUGUGGAAGAGCCUUUCUAAAGAGGUCGUACCUCAGAAUGCAUCAGGGAACUCACAAGAGUGAUAAACCGUAUGAGUGUGAGAAAUGUGGGAAAACCUUCCAUAACAGGUCAUACUUCAACGUGCAUCAUAGAAUUCACAAUGGCGAGAAGCCCUAUGUGUGCAGUGAGUGUGGAAAAGCCUUUUACCAGAAGUCAGACCUCAGGAGGCAUCAGAGGAUCCACAACAGUGAGAAAUUACAUAAAUGUAAAGAAUGUGGAAAAGCCUUUCAAAAUAAGUCAUACCUCAAAACUCACCAGAAGGUUCACACAGGUGAGAAACCAUAUGAUUGUAAAGAGUGUGGGAAAGCAUUUCAAAACAAGUCAUAUCUCAACAAGCACCAGAUAAUUCACACAGGUGAAAAACCCUAUGAAUGUAAUAAAUGUGGGAAAACGUUUCAGUGGAAGUUAGUCCUCAGUAAGCAUCACAGAAUCCACACAGGUGAAAAGCCCUAUGAAUGCAUUCAGUGUGGAAAAAUGUUUGGCUACAAAUCAUACCUCAUUGUACAUGAGUUGAUUCAUUCUGGGGAGAAACCUUAUGAAUGUAAUGUUUGUAGAAAAACCUUUUCACAGAAAUCAAACCUAAGCAGGCAUCAGAGAACUCACCGACAUGGGGAGCUAUGUUAG
Messenger RNA from Apodemus sylvaticus (European woodmouse), 2199 nucleotides. RefSeq names its product zinc finger protein ZFP2-like. Gene Ontology annotation, biological process: regulation of transcription by RNA polymerase II. Gene Ontology annotation, molecular function: DNA-binding transcription activator activity, RNA polymerase II-specific; zinc ion binding; RNA polymerase II cis-regulatory region sequence-specific DNA binding. Gene Ontology annotation, cellular component: nucleus. The record is from RefSeq and is a predicted model, not a curated record. The coding region runs from base 1 to 2199 and encodes 732 amino acids. Lineage: Eukaryota; Metazoa; Chordata; Mammalia; Rodentia; Muridae. The transcript has 5 exons.